Molecule: messenger RNA, 1377 nt
Organism: Dissoconium aciculare CBS 342.82
Lineage: Eukaryota; Fungi; Ascomycota; Dothideomycetes; Mycosphaerellales; Dissoconiaceae
Product: lipase/esterase
Exons: 2
Coding region: 123-1175 (350 amino acids)
Molecular function (GO): hydrolase activity
Source: RefSeq, a predicted model, not a curated record
CGCGACAAUUUCAAGGCUGACCUGUCAUCUCCAUUAACUGCGACAAAGAACGCACUUUUACUUUUUACUCGCAUCUUCCACAACAAGGAACCAACUCGACAGGGAACUUGGAAAUCGGCACAAUGUUGCUCACUCAAGAAGAACUGGCCGAAACGGCCCGCAUGCACCCUCAGGUCGUUGAGUUCAUGAAAACAAUGCCGUCCACGCCGGUCGACAACUCUGACGUAUUCGCCGCUCGUGAACGGCUCGCAGCUGGUGUCAAGAUGAUGAAUGACAAGCUAGGUCCGGCACCGCCUACCAUAUCCGAGUCGUACCACGAUGUUCCGAUGCGAGAUGGGUUCUUGAGCACUACAAAGAUUCAGAAACCAGCAAGUGGUCCUGCCGGCCCACUCGUUGUCUUGUAUUUCGGUGGUGGCUUUGUAAGUGGAGACAAGGACCAGAUGUCGGGAAUAGGCCGCAUCUUGGUGUCUCUGUUCGGAGCCACGGUUGUAUCAGCAGGCUACCGUCUUGCGCCCGAGCAUCCAUUCCCAUACGGUCAACUUGACUCUCUGGACACCACCAAGUGGGCUGCAGAAAACGCAACCGCGUCGAUCUUGAGCGCCGAUCCCUCCAAAGGAUUCAUCAUUGGUGGAGUUUCUGCCGGAGGUUCGAUCGCUGCAGCCGUAUCCCGCAAGGUGCAAGAAGAAGAAAAGCUUGCGCACCCGCUAACUGGCCAAUGGCUCUGCAUUCCUUCUCUCAUGGACCACGCCAGCUGUCCGGAGGAAUACAAGCACGUCUACCUCGCAUACGAGCAGAAUGGCGAUACGGCAUUCCUAGGCAAGGAAUCCCGGGAAAUGAUGGCCAAAGCCAGCGCGUGGGAUAAUACCUCCGAUCUACGAUACGCGGUCUUGUCGAAAGCUCCAAUCUCUGGCCAACCACGCACAUAUACACAAGUUGAGGGCAUGGACCCGCUUCGUGAUGAUGGACUAAUCUAUGAUGAAUUAUUGAAGAAAGCCGGCGUUCCCACCAGGAUUGAUCUUUAUCCUGGCUGCCCUCAUGGCCACUUUAUGAUGAUGCAGGGAUAUGAGAUUGGCGACAAAGCGUUUACUGAUAUCGGAAAGGGAUUUGCAUGGUUGUUGGAGAAAGAAGUACCAGAUGCGGUCUUUGCUAAGAUCUUGGGGGGAUCAGCUGCUUAGAUCGUCAAAUAUUGGCUCAACGUGAACGAGUAGACAAUUUCAAUUGACAGCCAAAUCUUCCGACAUCGAUGUAACGAUCAAUGAUCAUGAACUGGCUUGUACAUUGUUCCGGACACGGGCGGCCCAAUAGUCUGCACAAACGGCAGCGUGACGAGCGUGAAUAUCGUGGACCGGGUCACGCACUUUUGAGAACUCGAGGUCC